AUGGCAUCCACUCCCUUGAACCGGACUAAGCCCACAACAUCCAACUCUCCUUAUUCAUCCCGCUCCGCGCGGGGCCAUCGCUCCAGGUCCCUGCCCGAAUCGUGCUGCCUGACCCUCCAGCGCGUCAUAGGGUCUACCUGUUGCUCACCAACCGGCUUUGACACCGUCAACUCGUCCUUCGCCUACAUAGCUGGCGGCGCCGUCGUGGUUGUCGAUGUCUCGGAGAACAGCUACUCCCAACGCUUCUUCCGUGCCAGACCCAAUGCCGUUCCUUUACUCUCUUCCUCCCAGGCCUCCAAUCCUUCGUCCACACAGUCCUCGACGCCAAAAUCGAGCGAUAGCAGAGGGCGCGUUGCGCCCUCGCCGAGGGAUGGCACAACCUACCAGACUACUGAUUGGUCAGAGUCGUCUCCUACCUCCAAAACAUGGACAAGCCGUGAGCGCAUCAAGGCUGCCACAUGCUUGGCCCUCAGCCGCGAUGGCCGUUUUCUAGCUGUUGGCGAGACGGGCUAUGCCCCGCGCGUACUUAUUUUUAGCCUACAAGAAGCUUCUUCUGAUAUACCAUUAGUGUCCAUUAGCGAACACACCUUUGGCGUUCGUGCCGUCUCCUGGUCACCCGACGGCAAGUACCUCGCUUCUCUUGGGUCAGCCAAUGAUGGAUUCUUGUACCUGUGGAAGGUCGAUUCACGUACGGGCGCCAUGAAGCUGUUUCAACAAAACCGCUGCACCUCGUUCGUGAAGCACAUGGUGUGGAUGGGACCCAGUUUAAUUACUCUGGGCGUGCGCCAUGUCAAGCUUUGGCGCGUUGACGACACUGCUGAGAACUCCCUUUCGAAACAGAAACUCCAAGGGGACUCGACGGCGGGCUCUUCCUCUGCCCCAGCUUCGUUUUCCUCGGCAAGUGCUGCUUCAGCUUCAGCCGCUACAUCUUCGGUUUCUAGUGCUUCGUCUACUGUUGUUGGCACUGCAGCUGCAGCUGCAGCUGCAGCAUCUUCCAGCAUGACCGCUGCCCCGCCGUCUCAGCCACCGCAGAAGCAGCCCCUACAAGGCAGGAAUAUCUUACUUGGGUCCAUGCUGGAGGCCACCUUCUGCUGUGCCCUGCCCAUCUCGGACGAGAAGGCCAUCAUCUGCUCAGAGACAGGCGCCGUGUGUCUGCUGGAGGAUACCGGGAAGCAGCCAAAGUUUGCUAAAUUGCUGGACCUGAGCUUCCCCAUCAGCUGUCUUUCCAUGAGAGGGGAGAACGUGUAUAUUGGUGGAAAGGAUGGCCAGCUUGCUUGCAUUAGCCUGGAGAGCAUCCUGGCUGGUACCCCUGAACCGACCAUCCGCACAUCGCAGAUGGUGCCCGGCUUCAUGGCCAUGGGUUUCCUGGCCGAUCACUUGGUGACGAUUGACAGCAAACGGUCCAUUGAUAUAUGGAGCCCGGAUGCCAUGCUGGCCUCUUCCCAGGAUGAUAGCAGCACGACUCGCAUCCCUAUUCCGGGCCUCGGUGACCCUGUCGUCGGGAUUCAGAGGUUAGCUGCUUCCAAUUCGCUAGGGGCCAGUUUCUUCACCUGGUCCAGCGCUGGUCGCGUAACCGUCUGGGACAUGGGCGGUCUGGUGAAGGCGACCCUCGAUAUUCCCAUUGAGCAGGUCGAACAGCCCGUCCCCAAUGGCACCGGCGGCAGCGAUCCAGACGCUGCGAACCAGCUCGUCGUUGCGAAGGCAACCAACGACGGCACCCUGUUCAUCACGGGAGACAAGCUGGGCGUGCUGAGGAUCGUGGACGUAGCCGCUGGCGAGUGCUUGCUGGAGACCAAGGCACACUCGUCCGACUUCCAGGACAUCUCCGUCUUGGAGGGAGAGUCGCGCUUCCUGCUGGCCUCGUGCGGUAAGGACCGGACCGUCCAGCUGUUUCAUCGUUCCUCGUCACCGCUAGGCGAGUUCGAGCAUUUCCAGACGCUCGAGUUCAGCGCCAAAGUCGUGCAGGUCCUUAUCCCGUCUGAAGACAAGGUCUUGACCUGCUCGCUCGACCGGACGCUGCAGAUCUACGAUCUGGUGUCCAAGGAAGGCGAGCCCGACGUUAUCGCAGCCAUCCCCUUCAAGACGAUUUCCCUGCGGGCGUCGCCAUCGUCCAUGACGACUUCGCCGGACAACAAGAGCAUCUUUGUCUCGCUUCUGGAUCGUACCGUGUGUCAGUUUGAUGCGGCCAACGGGCGGCUGUUAAGUUCGUUCAAAUGCAGCGAUGAGGCCGGGCACGACUCAGUCGUUCUGGAGUCGCUCACCUACGGGCUGAUCGGCAGCUACGACGUACCGUUUUUGUUGGGCAUUUCAAACACGGACAAGUCGAUUAGAAUAUACGAGGCCCUGUCGGGGGCCUUCCUCGACCGCGAGUGGGGGCACACGGAAGCAAUCAACGGGGUUGUUCUGAUCGACACGGAUGAAACGGGACGGAAGGUGGUUAGUGUGGGUGAAGAUGGGACGAUCAUGGUUUGGGGCCUGGAGAUUCAAGAACCAACUGCCACAACGUCGUCUCGUCAACGAGAUCCCUCCCCGGAGAAAACGCCUGGGUUGACGUCCGCGCGGCCGCCGCUUCGUCGGGUAUUGUCGAAGGCUGAGCUGGCCGAGUUCCAGCGCUCGUCGGCAAACGCAUCGGGGGCGAGCACUGGCCGUCGUUCGCCCCCUCGUGGUGCCGCGAAUACCCCGAACACUCCGACUGCGAGCACCACAAACUCCCGUCGUGUAUCUCGUUUUCACGUCCCCCUGUCUUCUGUUCGUACCCCGAACUCCAGUGAAAAGCAAGCUAGCCCGUCUGCGACACCCGUGCCGACGACAACGAACAACAUGACGGCUCAGGGACCUGCCCCACAACCAGCCGCUGCCACGGCCGAAGACACACCCUCUCGGGCCACGCGAGCGCCAUCCUCGGGACGGGUCAGCCCGUCUGCUGAUGCGCCGACGCCCCCGUCUGAAAGCCCCAAGGCGGUUACGUCGGCGUCAGCUACAGGGUCGUUGCGGAGCGUGUACCGGAGCAGGCCGUCGCUGAAUGUUUUAAAUGCGAUUACAGCGCAUACCUCGAGCACUUCUGCACCUAUUAAUGGCAAUUCCAAUGCGUCGAUCAACACGGCUCCAUCACGUAAGAAUUCGUCCUCGUCGGCAUCUACCACGACCGCUACAGCACCAAACAGCACAACCAACGGUGCGACAACCACCACCACGACGAAGUCUACAACCCGGACUCGUGCAACCAAGACGACCGGCACCAACGGCAAAACUACCAGCAGCAGUCUCAGCAAGAUCCCGGCCGUUAAGUAUACCUAUGGCUCUCUCAGCAUGGCCACUGAGCAGACAUGCCGUCAAUUACGUGCGUUUCGUAAGAAGUUAUCUGCAGACAAGAGCGGCGACGUUGAUGCAGACCUGCUGGCGCAGUUGGAUUCAGAGCUGAGACUCACGGCUGCGGCGCUGGGGGAGAGGGCUAUCCGUACGAGGGUUAGACAUGGUCACGGGCACCGGCAUCAUCAUCACGGGCACUCGCAUUCCCAUGGAUAUCAUGGACAUCGCGGGGAGAAUGGUAAUGGACUUGGGGAUGGUGUUCAGUCUGAUGAGACCUGCGAUCGCCACGGCCAUGAACAUGCUAAGGCUCCUGUCAGCGAGGCCAUGCUUGAGUCACUGCUUGACCAGUACAGUGAGAGAUUGGUCAGUCUGCUAGAAUCAAAGUUGGUUCGUCGGUUGGGAAUGUGGUCGGAUAAUGAGCAGUCGUCUUCUUCUGAAGACUCCGAGAAAGAGAAGAGAAAACGGAAAGAGAAGGGGAAGAAAGCUCAUCAUCAACAACAUCAUCAUCAUCAGGGAAAGAGGAGAAGGGGGUUAUCUAGGAAGGUCUUGGCUGCCCCAGAGGACUCUAUGCUCGAGACCGAGACUGAUAACCGACAAUACGGGGACGAUUCUUCCUCUUCUUCAUCCGGAUCUGGAUCGGCUACCGCAUCUGCCUCAUCAAACCCGGGUUCUGCAGACGCAGGUGACUACAUGUCAGCGUGUGCGUCGGGGUGUGUGUCGAGCUCGUCGUCAGUGGGUGAUGAUGAGGGGGAUGAGACGGAGGUUGGGGAGAGGAUUGACGGGGAGUUUGAUGAGGGGAUGAGUACCGUGGGAUGGACAGAAACGGAGCAAGAACCUGGGACGGAGACCGAGGGAGAGAUGGAGAGGAGUCAGCUGAGGGUUGAGGAGGGAUUCAAGACCGAGGCUCCAGCAUAG
Thermochaetoides thermophila DSM 1495 is the source of this 4224-nucleotide messenger RNA. RefSeq names its product WD40 repeat-containing protein. Gene Ontology annotation, biological process: regulation of mitotic cell cycle; mitotic spindle organization. Gene Ontology annotation, molecular function: protein binding. The transcript has a single exon. The record is from RefSeq and is a predicted model, not a curated record. Lineage: Eukaryota; Fungi; Ascomycota; Sordariomycetes; Sordariales; Chaetomiaceae. Gene Ontology annotation, cellular component: mitotic spindle. The coding region runs from base 1 to 4224 and encodes 1407 amino acids.